UUCCUCCAAAGCCCCAAAAGUCUUGACUAAUCAUUAAAAAGGGCAUUGCCGCACCUACCUGUCCUUCACCACCAACUAUCUUCCCCAAAAAUACCACUGCAACACUUUAACUGCCAUCCUUCACCCAUGUCCUCCCCCGCCGCCAACAUCGCCACCGCCAUUUCAACCCCAACUCUAGACUCCGAGUCCCCUGCCCUCCUCCAAUCCAUCACCUCCCAUGGAGGCUACGCUUUUACCCGCAUGGCCACUUUAGCCGCUGCCGGCGACCAACGCGCUGCCGAGGCCGCAUGUGAGAUGGCCUGGGAGCAACUUCACUCCGGUCCUUGGCACUCUGUUCUCCCCGUCUGGCGUGACGCUUACUCCAUGGCCUGCCUACAUGUGGCCAAAUUCCAUUUCUCCAAUGGUGAGUUCAGAGAUGCUCUUAGGUCUUUGGACAUGGGCAUCAUAAUGGGCGGUCCUUUGCUUAGGAAAGAUUUGGACUCCGCAAUCGAAGUCGUUUUGGCCGCCAAGUCCAGGCACUAUCAUAACGGAGUAGCUGAUGAUGAUAAAGAAGGUCACGGAGAGGCAGGGUCCCGAUUGCUGAUUUCUCCACAGGAGUUCGAUAAGUCCGAGGUGCUACAAAUUUUACCAAUAAGGUCAUUGUCUUCCAAGAUUGUGGGGAAGAGGUCCGCCCUAUCUUUGGAGGCAUUUCUAUGUGAAUAUUUCCUCUCAGGUUCUCCAGUUAUAAUUACUGAUUGUAUGGCUCACUGGCCAGCUAGGACAAGGUGGAAUGAUAUGGAUUAUUUAAGAAGGAUUGCUGGUGAUCGUACUGUCCCAGUUGAGUUCUCAGGCAAUUUAGUUGAGCAAUGGAAUCCUUCUCCAGCUUGGAAUGCUUUUCAGGUAGGAAAAAACUACUUGUGUUCAGAGUGGAAGCAAGAGCUUGUUACAUUUUCCGAGUUUCUUGAGAGGGUUCAAUCUACAGGCUGCAGUAGUAAGGCCCCUACAUAUUUGGCACAACACCAAUUGUUUGAUCAGAUAAAUGAUUUGCGGAAAGACAUUUCUAUUCCUGACUAUUGUUGUGCUGGUGGUGGGGAGCUGAGAUCUCUCAAUGCAUGGUUUGGUCCAGCUGGGACGGUUACACCUUUGCACCAUGAUCCACACCAUAAUAUCCUUGCUCAGGUUGUUGGUAAGAAGUAUGUGAGACUCUACUCUGCUACAUAUUCUGAGGAGCUUUACCCAUACAGCGAAACCAUGCUCUACAAUUCCAGCCAGGUUGAUCUGGACAACAUAGAUGAGGUAGAGUUUCCAAAGGUGCGUGACUUAGAAUUCAUAGACUGCAUUUUAGAGGAAGGUGAAAUGCUUUAUAUCCCACCGAAAUGGUGGCAUUAUGUGAGAUCAUUAACGACAAGUUUUUCAGUCAGCUAUUGGUGGAGUACUGAUUCUGGAAGUUCAAUGGUGUCUUAGAAUAUGUAAACAUUUAGUAUUCUUUCUAUGUCUAUGUUGUAAAAUUCUUUUUGGAAGAGAAGUGGACUUCAUGUAUAUCAAAACCUUUGCUAGCAAAAUUUACGUGCAGCCAGCCUGAAAGAGAAACAAUGAUAAUAGUGUAUUUAUGCGUGUAUGGGGAGUUUUUGACUGUAUCUUUGAACUCGCCCUAGUUUACCGGAUAGGUUUGAUAUCGAACAUCUUUCCAAGCAA
This is a messenger RNA of Gossypium raimondii (Peruvian cotton), 1674 nucleotides long. Its product is annotated as lysine-specific demethylase JMJ30. Lineage: Eukaryota; Viridiplantae; Streptophyta; Magnoliopsida; Malvales; Malvaceae. Gene Ontology annotation, molecular function: 2-oxoglutarate-dependent dioxygenase activity. Bases 127 to 1443 code for a protein of 438 amino acids. The record is from RefSeq and is a predicted model, not a curated record. The transcript is spliced from 7 exons.